AUGGCUGACGAGGCCGAAACUACUGAAGGAUUCACUGCUGAGAUUCAAAGGGUGACGGACGCCCUGCUGAACCACCAGGACAAUGAAGAGGAGGUUGAGAACUUUAGGUCUGAAGAGAUGGGGUUCCAUGCCCCCUUUAUCUCCAUCCCCUCUGGCGUCCGAGAGACUAUUUGGGGAAGGCAUCGAGAGGAGGCUGCGGCCUUCUUUGGUAACUUCUCUGGCUUGACCGAGGUGGAUCGGGCACGAGAGUGGUCACUUAAGGCCACUGCUGGGAUAGGAGAGCCCAGCAGAAGGGUCCCUGACCCUGCUGUAGACAACCAGCGACUUCUGUUGCAGGUUGUGCACAAUCAGACUCUUACAAUAGAGUUGAUUGACACGCUUCAGACGAAGCUCGAGAUCGCGCGAGCUGAACUGGAGCUGGCCGAGCUGAAGGCUAAGGCUGCUGAAGAGAGGGCAGCAGAGGCCCAAAAAUAUGAACAGCAAGCUGCUGAGACUCUGAAGACUUUCUUUGAGGCCAUGGAAAAGGAAGUCUUCCUUACCGUGCUCGAGGGGAAAAAACUGAUCAACGAGUACGGGGUAGCUGACAUCCCUUCUUUUCGAGCCAUAAUUGAGCGUCGGAUAGCCGAUGAAGCCCAAGCCCGUGCUGCCAGCGAAGUUCAAGAGCUUCAGCAGAGGGUAGCUGUUCUGGAGUCACAUGCGAGAGAAACUGAGGCGGUUGUUCAGGCUCGGGAUGCCCAAAUUUCUGAGAUUCAGCUCGCUGCCGAGGUCCAAGAUCAGACGCUGCAAAGGGUCCAGGCUCAGCUGGACGCCAAGGAGGAAGAGCUGCGCCAAGCUCAAACCACUAUUGGGUUGGUUCGGGGGCAGCUACAAACUCAAAAUGAAGAAGCCUCCAGGGUUCAAAUGCAAUUGAACGAUGCCCAAGAGCAGCUGAAAGCGCUGAAGGCGUCCUCCUCCCAAGUUUCCGCUGAACUUGAACAAUCCAAGAAGAACUUGGAGGAGACUGAUAAGAAACUGGCUGAAGUUGAGGCGCAGUUGGCUGUCAGGGUUUAUACCAGGGAGGAGUAUGCGAUGGCAUACACCAACGGGUAUAAGGUGUCUAGAAAGUUGGCCCUCCAUACUGCCCUAGACUUGGACUGCCAGGCUGAGCUAGACCUUGAGGCCCGUCUGGAUGUUGAAGAGCUAGAAGAAGCCAUUGAGGCAAAGGAGGCUGAUAACCGAGAAAGAGAAGCUCAAACCCAAGUUCAGCCCGCUUCUUUAGCAGUCAAAACUGAUGCCACUUUGGAGCCCAGCGGUGCUAGAAGGCCUGAUCCUUUAACUAAAGCCUAG
This is a messenger RNA of Chenopodium quinoa (quinoa), 1326 nucleotides long. RefSeq names its product tropomyosin alpha-1 chain-like. Bases 1 to 1326 code for a protein of 441 amino acids. The transcript has 4 exons. The record is from RefSeq and is a predicted model, not a curated record. Lineage: Eukaryota; Viridiplantae; Streptophyta; Magnoliopsida; Caryophyllales; Amaranthaceae.